CGCACUGAACGCACAUGUUUGAGAAUUGCUAUGUUGACAUUAGUCUGUCGUACAUGAUUCGAUCGUUUACAAAGUUAACAAAUUUACAAUAAUAUUCUAAAAUUUAUAAAUUUCUGAAACCAAUAUUGAUUUAGUCAUCAUGAAUAAUGUUAAUACAGACAAUUAUCAACCAUGUCCUAACCUCACAAGCACAUUCAAAACUCCUAGAGUUUAUUGGUAUCAAAACGAUUGUGCAAUUUUCAUUCGUAUUAUGCUAGUUGACGUUGAAAAAUAUUACCUGAAAGUGGACUGCGAUAGUUUAAUAUUUAGGACUUCAUGCAAUGAUCAAAAAUAUUUUUGGGGAAUAAACUUAUGUGGAACAGUGAUUGCGGAAAAAACUAGUCAUAAAAAUGUUGGCAGAGAAAUUAAAAUAUGUUUAAUCAAAGCUCAUAAGUGGAAUGAUUGGCCACGACUGCAAAUGAAUAUGGAAAAAAAUCAAUUUAUUCUUAGAGAUCCUGACCAUAUUGUUAAAAAGAGCUGGGAUAAUCCUUACGCAAAUGCGGGUGAGAGAGAAAGUUUUGCAGAAUAUAAGAAACGCAUGAAUAUCACAAAUAUUGGUCCACCAGAAUCAUCUGAUUCUGGUUCAGAAUCAGACGAUGAAAAACUCAUGGGACAUGAUUUGAAUGAUUUUUGAACAAAUUUUUGAGUAACGAUAUUAGUUUCUUAAAGUAUAUUUACUCGUUAUACUUUUUACUUGAAAUAAUGAAAAUAACUUAUUUGAUUAUGAUGUCAAAAAAUAUUAAUAUUAGUAUAAAGUAAGAAGCCUUUGUUCUUAGUUUUAUUUGGCUGUGUAUUUUUCAUGAUGCAUAAAAAUAUUUUUGUAUUUUGUACUUUUGUAUAAAUAAGCAUAUCAUGUUAAAAUAACUGAUUUUUGUUAUUACCAUUUGUACAAAUUUAUUUUUUAAUUUAAGGAAAAAUAUGAUUUAUAAGAAAAUUGAACAAUGUCAUUAAAAAAUUUAUAAUUAGAUACAACCAAACUUUUUUCCACAUUAUUACACAUAGUUACACAUUUACUAGAACUGCAUUGUAGAAAAAAAUUGAAUGUAAUUAAAUGAAUACUUGUCGAUUAUUCUUUUUGAAAAAAGUAAUAAAGUGACUUAUGGCAAACUA
Trichogramma pretiosum is the source of this 1149-nucleotide messenger RNA. RefSeq lists its product as uncharacterized. Lineage: Eukaryota; Metazoa; Arthropoda; Insecta; Hymenoptera; Trichogrammatidae. The transcript has 4 exons. Gene Ontology annotation, biological process: transposable element silencing; germ-line stem cell division. Bases 140 to 673 code for a protein of 177 amino acids. The record is from RefSeq and is a predicted model, not a curated record.